This is a messenger RNA of Eurytemora carolleeae, 496 nucleotides long. RefSeq lists its product as uncharacterized. Bases 97 to 426 code for a protein of 109 amino acids. The transcript has 6 exons. The record is from RefSeq and is a predicted model, not a curated record. Lineage: Eukaryota; Metazoa; Arthropoda; Copepoda; Calanoida; Temoridae.
UAUAAAUCAGGAUACUGUUACAAGAUUUAACACAUACAUGUGUAGUUUAAUUGUGUGUGUACUGUGUGCUGUACUGGCCGGUUUACCGUGUACAUCAUGAUUACAAACGUGCUCAAAAUGGUUAUUUCUGUUAUUUUAUUUAUUUUCAUAUGUGCUCCAGCUUUUGGAAAAACUGGUGAUAAAUGUCACGGUGAAGGGAGAGGUCAAACCUGUGAAGAGGGAGAGUUCUGUAGAGAGGGAUUCUGUACAAGAGUUUAUCUAAGGCCUCCUGGCUGUAAGGAGUUUGAUGACUGUCCAAAUGAUUUCCACUGCUAUAACAAAAAGUGUAUUGCUUACAUCACAGAUGAAGAUAGGAAGAUUUUGGCUGAGGGGCGAAUGAAAUUAAAAAAGAAAAUGGAAGUUGAAGAGAAAAGAAGACGACAUUAAUUCUGCUCUUUAUCAUUAAUAAAAACUUUGCUUUCUGCUUAACCACAAAUACAGUGUAUUUUAUUGUUUA